AUGUCUAUCCGUUUAUUCUCAUUCCAUCUCCCCCUCUUGCUGGAUAGGAAAAGAUCUAUGGGGCAGAUUGGGUUGCACACGAAGGAGUCUUUCAACGGUGAGGACUUUAUGCCUGUUUCUACUCCAUUUAAAGGGGCAAUACAAAAGGCCGAUCAGGCACCUUCCGACAGCGAUUCCGAAUCUACCAGUUCCGUUGACCGCGUUUCUCAUGCCACAAAUUCCUCACAAGUUGAUUCCCAGGUCGGUGAUGGGCUCAAUGACCCGAAGGAAGUGCUAGAGGGCACAUUUGAGGACGAAAAUUGGGAGAGGGUCUCCGAUUUUGCUUGCAAUAUAACAGGAGCGGCAAGAAAUGCCUUGUUGAAUAGAAAACAUGUCGAGAAAGUAGUUGCCGUCAUCACCUAUUGGGAGACCUCGAACAAACUAGAACACCUCCGAAAACAUGCUGAUCAGCUGAGCAGACAUUUCAAGGACUCGUUCAAGUUCGACGUCUUAGUUUACAAGAUUCCAGACAAUAUCACCGACCUGGAUUUCGUUGGAACCAUUGGCGGUGAGCUGAAAAAAGUCUUGAAAGAUCCAGACAGCUUGUUCAUCUUAUACUACGGAGGGCAUGCGUCCAUGAAAGAACUGUCGACUGAACGGUCGUGGAAGAAAGAGCAAUAUUCCACGUCACCUGAGAUUGAAUGGUCGUCGGCGAUGCGGAUACUUUUCAAGAAAGAUGUGGUUUGUAGCACACUCUUCAUCUUCGACUGCUGUCAUGCUGGAGGGAUGAUCGAUCAAACAUUGCCAUGGAACACAUCCUGUGAGUUACUCGGCGCCUGCGCAGCCGAUGUACAAGCCUCCUUGGAAAUUUCUUCAUUCACAAAGGCCGUCCUCGAGGAGGUAUCGAACAACACCUACGACGUCUGGGAGCUGCAUGCCGCCUUAUGUGACACUGACAAACGAAGACAUCACAACCUAAAAGAAUUUCCCUAUUAUACAGGCUUUAUAGGUCAUGACCGUCCACCUACUUCGACACUCAUCAAGAAAGUGGGGUCUCAUGAUGGAUCUGAGGAUCGACCACGGACCUCUUCCGAUAUGUUGGCCCGUCUGGAAACAAUAUCGGACGCGGUAAUUUGCAUCGCUGUCACCUUCAAGUGCACUGCGGAAGUGUUCAUGAAAGAAUUCGAGGCGGUUGAGAAGGACUGGAGACGGUGGUUCAGAUUUGCGCCAACCCAAUGCGACGAUAUCAUCGUCAAAGCAUGCCGUGGCAAGAAGUUGAUUGCUGCCUUCGACAGCAACUCCUGCAUCACAAUAUGGUCAUUUCCCGUCUGGCUUUGGGACGCCAUGACCCCGCUCAAAGGUUACCAGCAAAUUGGUAUUAUUCGUCCACAAAAUCUCGCGCUCGCUGCAGCAAAUGCACAGCCUGAUCUUGCAGUGCCAGAUCCCUCAUCCAAUAUGGCAACGGGCGAAAUCCCGGAGGGCGAAAGGAGAGAGGAUGACGCUUGCCCGGAGUCGACAAACCCACUAUUUGCUACCUCUAUGAAGGCUGAAACCAUGUUGAAGCUGCCAAUAAAGAGCCUGCUGGAGCAGUCGGUAACACGUGAUACGAGUAAUUUCGAACGACGGCGCAACAGGUUCUCGAGCGCUCCGUACAAAAAAAGCUAG
Molecule: messenger RNA, 1644 nt
Organism: Bacidia gigantensis
Lineage: Eukaryota; Fungi; Ascomycota; Lecanoromycetes; Lecanorales; Ramalinaceae
Exons: 2
Coding region: 1-1644 (547 amino acids)
Source: RefSeq, a predicted model, not a curated record